Pungitius pungitius (ninespine stickleback) is the source of this 2003-nucleotide messenger RNA. Its product is annotated as DDB1- and CUL4-associated factor 7-like. Bases 337 to 1365 code for a protein of 342 amino acids. The transcript has 7 exons. Gene Ontology annotation, molecular function: protein binding. Gene Ontology annotation, cellular component: nucleus. The record is from RefSeq and is a predicted model, not a curated record. NCBI's taxonomy places the organism in Eukaryota, Metazoa, Chordata, Actinopteri, Perciformes, Gasterosteidae.
GAUGACGCUCAGCGGUGCAUUAUUUUCGUCCUCCUGUCGCCGCCAUUGCUGCCAUGCUACGAAUAUCUUUGAGCAGCUGUGUGCGGUUAAUUUCAUCAAGUUAACAGAUAUUUUGUUUUUACCGUGACUCUCCUAUCGCUGGGAAAGCACCCCGAUAACACUGACUCAACAAUCUGCGAGCUUACUACGGCAUACAUUACAGUUAGCGGAGACAAUAAGUUAGCUAGCUAACUCGCUAACGUCCAUUUGCAAAAUAAGCUAGCGUAGGUGGUAACAGCGACGCACUCGGGCUCUUGUUGUCCCGCUGGUGGGCUUACUUUGUAGACGCACUUGAAGAUGUCGCUACACGGCAAACGUAAAGAAAUCUACAAAUACGAGGCGCCAUGGACGGUUUACGCCAUGAACUGGAGCGUCCGACCGGACAAACGGUUCCGCCUGGCGCUCGGCAGCUUCGUGGAGGAGUACAACAACAAGGUCCAGAUCGUCGGUCUGGAGGAAGAAAACUCUGAGUUUGUGUGUCGAAACACUUUUGACCACCCCUACCCCACCACCAAGGUCAUGUGGAUUCCGGACAGCAAGGGGGCCUACCCUGACCUGCUGGCCACCAGCGGGGACUACCUGAGAAUCUGGAGGGUGGGGGAAACCGAGACCCGACUGGAGUGUCUGCUUAACAAUAACAAGAACUCUGACUUUUGUGCACCGCUCACGUCCUUUGACUGGAAUGAGGUGGACCCAAACUUGUUAGGUACUUCCAGUAUCGACACUACCUGUACAAUCUGGGGCUUGGAGACUGGACAGGUGCUGGGUAGGGUCAACCUAGUGUCGGGUCAUGUUAAGACACAGCUCAUCGCCCAUGACAAGGAGGUGUACGACAUCUCCUUCAGCCGAGCGGGGGGCGGCAGGGAUAUGUUCGCUUCAGUGGGAGCAGACGGCUCGGUUCGCAUGUUUGACCUCCGUCACCUUGAACAUAGCACCAUCAUCUAUGAAGACCCCCAGCACCACCCACUGCUCCGGCUGUGCUGGAACAAGCAGGACCCUAACUACCUGGUCACCAUGGCGAUGGACAGCAUGGAGGUUGUAAUCUUAGAUGUGCGUGUGCCCUGUACUCCGGUGGCCAGACUCAACAACCACAGGGCCUGUGUCAAUGGAAUCGCCUGGGCACCCCACUCCUCCUGUCACAUCUGUACAGCAGCGGAGGACCACCAGGCUCUAAUCUGGGACAUCCAGCAGAUGCCGCGGGCCAUCGAGGACCCAAUACUGGCAUACACAGCCGAGGGAGAGAUCAAUAAUGUCCAGUGGGCCACCACCCAGCCCGACUGGAUCGCUAUCUGCUACAACAACUGCCUGGAAAUCCUCAGAGUCUGAACUUCAGUUGUGAAGAACUGAGGCAACUCAAAAACAUUUUCAAUUGAAUUAACAAGCUGUUUUUAAGGAGCAAGCAGCACUAUUCAGCCCAUGCUCGUCUUGAGUUCAUGUUGGUUCAGAUAAUGUGUGUAAAGCUUUUUUUUUUUUUCAACUGAGAAAGAGAAUACAUCGGCGCUUGAUUUUGUGAUACGAAAUCCAAACGUCCUGUAUCAGAAAACUCGAGAGCCAAAAAAAUGGUAACUGAGUCUCAAGAAACUGUUACAUACAGACACGAACCAAGGUUCAAUAGCCUCCAAACUAUCAGUUUGUUGUCUCGUAGACAAAAGGUCUAGUGAGUUUCAUGUUUUUUAUAUGCUAUUAUGGUGCAUUAUAUGUGUAGGUUUACCCAUUACGACAUCCUCAACCAUUCAUUUUUAUGAUGAAGCAAAAAUGUAGUUUAGUCACAUUUAAAAGUGGAUUGAAUGUGGUUAAUGUGACUUUAAGUGUUCAUAUAUUCAAUUGUCUUUUUUAACCUAAAUACAUGUGUAACUAUCAUUUGUGAUCUGUUGUAAUACAUUACAUGUAUUAAUGCUAGGGUUUGUAGUUCUUUAUAAACUAGCAGGAUAAAGCUAGAUUACAAAAAUGAUCCAACUGAGAAA